AUGGGAAAUAUCUUGGGCGUCUAUUUGUUUUUGCAUUACUGUUUCAUAGCUACCUUGGCUAUGACUGCCAAAAAUUUAACAACCGAUCAAUCUACUCUUCUUCAAUUCAAAGCACAUAUCACUUCCGAUCCUUACAGUGUACUGGCAUAUAACUGGUCCAUUUCUAAUCCAAUUUGCAGCUGGGUUGGUAUUUCCUGUGGUGCUCGCCAUGAAAGAGUCACAGCCUUGAACCUUUCACUCAUGGAUCUCGGUGGCACCAUCUCUCCACACUUGGGCAAUCUCUCAUUCCUGGUGAAACUUGAUCUUAGUUACAACAAUUUCCACGGCCAUCUGCCAAAUGAACUGGGACAAUUACGCCGACUUAGAAUCUUUUCUGUCGCUAACAAUAGAAUAAGUGGAGGUAUUCCAGGAUUUAUUGGUCUCUUAUCCAAACUCCAAAUCCUGAAACUUCAAUAUAAUAAUUUCUCAGGUACCAUCCCAGAUGUUCUCUUUAAUGUAACUACGCUAGAGGCCUUGUGGGCACGCAACAAUAAUAUCGAAGGAAGCAUUUCACCAGAGAUUGCGAAGCUCACCAGGCUGAAAAUUUUCUUUAUGGGAUAUAACUUGCUCUCGGGCUCCAUACCUUGGAGUAGCAUCUACAACAGUUCGUCGCUGCAAGAGCUUCGUUUAACCGGCAAUUUGUUGUCUUGCAGUCUGCCGGAUGGUCUCUGUAAUCGUCUUCCAAAACUUGAAUGGCUAACUCUAUCUUUGAAUGGAUUUUCUGGCCAGAUUCCAGGAAGUUUAGGCAACUGCAGUGAGGCUAAUGUUUAUUCAGUGUCGUACAAUAAAUUCACUGGGCUCAUACCACGAAAUAUUGGAAAUUCGAGUAAGAUUACAAUUUUGACUCUUGAGGAGAACAACUUAGAAGGUGACAUUCCACAAGGUAUUGGCAAGUUGAAGAAUCUACGUUGGUCUCUUCCCGUCAAGCAUCUUAAACAUUUCUUCUUUGGAGUAUUUUAUCUUGAUAGCAGUGGCCUAUUCGGCAGUCUCCCAGCUGAUAUCUGCAAACACAUUCCAUCACUUGAGAAGAUUAGUCUUGAACGCAAUGCGAUAAGCGGCAAUAUUCCUAAGAAUAUCAAGAAUUGUACUUCUCUCAAUUCGUUAUAUCUCAGGGAUAACGACGUUUCCAUUUUGGCAGGUGAAAUUCCAGAGGAGAUAGGCAAUUUGCAAAAUCUACAAGAACUAUAUCUAGGUUUGAAUAGCUUAAGUGGUGUAAUACCGGCCUCGAUCUUCAAUAUUUCAACCAUAAUAAAUAUUAGUCUAUCUGUGAAUAACCUUUCAGGCUAUCUACCAUCAACCAUUGGCCAGGGGGUUCCCAACUUAAAGCAUCUUUUCAUAGGUUCAAAUGAACUUACUGGAACAAUCCCCACCUCCAUUACCAAUGCUUCCAAGCUCGCUAGGCUAGAUCUCUCCCACAACUUAUUUUCUGUGCCUGUUCCAACUACAUUUGGCAACUUGAAAUUCCUCAAAUGGCUUAACCUUGGGUACAAUAACUUCACCACUGAAUCACCUACAGCAGAAUGGAACUUUCUGUCUUCUUUGACAAAUUGCAGGAAACUAAAGAAUCUAUUCUUGGAAAAUAAUCCACUGUAUGGCGUCAUACCACUUUCAAUCAGCAAUUUAUCUGCAACUCUUGAGAGUUUUGUUGCAAGUAGUUGCAAGAUCAAGGGCAACAUUCCUGAUGAGAUGGGUAACUUGCAUAGCUUGAUAACUUUAGAUCUUUCAGAAAAUGACUUGAACGGAUUUAUUCCAACAACGAUGGGAAAUUUGUGGAAUCUCCAAGCUCUGUGGCUAGAUAAAAAUAAUUUUUUGGGAUUCAUUCCUCAUGAGCUUUGCCAAUUACACAUGUUAAAUUCUUUGCUAUUGAAUGAUAAUAUGCUUUCUGGACCAAUACCAACAUGCAUGGCGAAUUUGACUUCUCUGAGAGAACUGCAGUUAGGCUCAAACAAAUUAAAUUCUAGUAUACCCCCAUCCUUAUGGACUCUUCAGUAUAUCUUGCAAGUAAACUUGUCAUCGAAUUCAUUAAGUGGUUUUUUAUCUCCAAGUAUACAGAGUUUGAAGGUCUUGAGAGGUCUAGAUUUGUCAAAAAAUCUCUUGUCAGGGAAUAUUCCCACCACCCUUGGGGACCUUCAAUCUCUUGAAACUCUAUCUUUGGCGGACAAUAGAUUUGAAGGUGUCAUCCCCAACACAUUUGGGGCAUUGAUAAGCUUGUUAUUUUUGGAUCUCUCUAACAAUAGUCUUUCAGGAGAAAUUCCUAAAUCAUUAGAGGCUCUCACCUAUCUCAAGAAAUUCAAUGUCUUUGUAAAUAAUUUACAAGGGCAAAUUCCUAAUAAAGGUCCUUUCAAAACAUUUUCUGCUCAAUCCUUUUUGUUAAAUCACGCAUUGUGUGGUUUGCCAAGGCAAGGGGUUCCUCUUUGCAAUGUUAACACCAUCAAACGACCAAAAACACUGGUAAUGAAAUACAUUUUGUCUUCAGUCCUACCAGUUUUAAUGGUAGUAAUUGUAACAUUUGUCUUCGUAAGGUGUUAUUAUGGGAAAAAACAUUUUUCAGUUGAUCAAGUCGAUUCAUUACCUUUAGCAACAUGGAGAAGAACAUCAUAUCUAGAAAUUCAACAAGCCACUGAUGAUUUUAGUGAGUGCAACUUGCUUGGUAUUGGUAGCUUUGGUUCAGUAUUCAAAGGGACACUUUCAGAUGGAACUAUUGUUGCAAUAAAGGUUUUUACUUUGCAAGUAGAGAGAGUACUUAGAAGCUUUGAUUCUGAAUGUGAAGUAUUGCGCAACAUUCGUCAUCGAAAUCUCAUAAAAGUCUUUAGUAGCUGUUGUAACAUCGAUUUUAAGGCCUUGAUACUCGAAUUCAUGCCCAAUGGUAGUCUUGAGAAGUGGUUGUAUUCUCACGACUAUUUCCUAGAUAUGCUACAAAGGCUGAACAUAAUGAUAGAUGUUGCAUCGGCUCUUGAAUAUCUCCAUCAUGAUUAUUCAACACCAGUCAUCCAUUGUGAUUUGAAGCCUCAGAAUAUCUUAUUAGAUGAAGAUAUGACUGCUCAUGUGAGUGAUUUCGACAUUGCCAAGCUCUUAGAUGAAGGAGAUUCGAAGACACAAACCUUUACACUAGCUACUAUGGGGUAUAUGGCACCAGAGUAUGGAUCAACGGGGAUUGUGUCCACAAGAGGAGAUGUCUACAGUUUUGGGAUUUUGUUGUUGGAAACUUUCACAAGAAAAAAGCCCACAGAUGAGAUGUUUGCUGGAGAAAUAAGCUUAAAGAACUUGGUGGAGGCAUCACUGCCUGAUGUAAUUACUGAAGUUGUGGAUGCUAAUUUGUUAAGAGAAGAUAAUGGUUUUGCAGCGAAAGUGAAUUGCUUGUCAAGCAUCAUGAAUUUGGCUUUAAAGUGUUCCAUGGAAUCACCUGAACAGAGGAUCAAUAUGAAAGAUGCCUUAGCAAAACUCAAGAAGAUCAAAUUGCAGUUUCAGCAAGAUGUAGGAGGCACCUAAAUAAAUGGUGUUGUGAUGUAUGUUAUUUAUGCUCUUAGUUUCUUGUUUAUGAUCUUUCUAGUUAUGAUUAUCUAUCUAGUUAAA
Mangifera indica (mango) is the source of this 3612-nucleotide messenger RNA. RefSeq names its product probable LRR receptor-like serine/threonine-protein kinase At3g47570. Bases 1 to 3528 code for a protein of 1175 amino acids. The record is from RefSeq and is a predicted model, not a curated record. The transcript is spliced from 5 exons. Gene Ontology annotation, biological process: protein phosphorylation. Gene Ontology annotation, molecular function: protein binding; ATP binding; protein kinase activity. NCBI's taxonomy places the organism in Eukaryota, Viridiplantae, Streptophyta, Magnoliopsida, Sapindales, Anacardiaceae.